Molecule: messenger RNA, 1218 nt
Organism: Arachis duranensis
Lineage: Eukaryota; Viridiplantae; Streptophyta; Magnoliopsida; Fabales; Fabaceae
Product: probable L-type lectin-domain containing receptor kinase VII.2
Exons: 1
Biological process (GO): protein phosphorylation
Cellular component (GO): plasma membrane
Molecular function (GO): ATP binding; carbohydrate binding; protein kinase activity
Source: RefSeq, a predicted model, not a curated record
UAUGCAAACGCCACUAUUGAUGAUCACUCUCACUCUUCAAUUCUCACCCUUACCAACCAUACCUCUUUUUCUAUUGGCCGUGCUUUCUACCCUUCCAAGAUCCCAACAAAAUCUUCCUUUUCUUCCAACCCUUUACCGUUCUCAACCUCCUUCAUCUUCUCCAUUGCACUAUUCAAACACCUUCUCUCUGGCCAUGGUUUUGUGUUCUUGUUCUCACCUUUUGAAGGAGCAAACGGGGUUAGCUCAGCUCAGCACCUUGGCCUCUUCAACUUGACCAACAAUGGUAACCCCAAAAACUAUGUUUUUGGGAUUGAGUUUGAUGUGUUCAAGAACCAAGAAUUCAAUGACAUCAAUGAUAACCAUGUGGGUUUGGAUGUGAAUUCUCUUACUUCUUUGACCUCACAGGAUGAUAUUUGGGUCAGUGGAAAACAUGAUGAAAAGUUUAAGGAAUUGAAGCUUAACAAUGGUGAGAACUAUCAAGUGUGGAUUGAGUAUUCAGAUUCUAGAGUUAAUGUAGCAAUGGCUAUUGCAGGGAAAAGAAGGCCUAAUAGGCCUUUGAUUAGUGAACUUGUGAAUCUUUCUGAUGUCUUUUUGGAUGAAAUGUUUGUGGGAUUUUGUGGGGCAACAGAGCAACUUAUUGAGAGUCACAAGAUUUUGGCAUGGAGCUUUAGCAACUCAAAUUUUUCGAUCGGCGAUGGUUUGGUGACUACGAAUUUGCCUUCAUUUGGUUUUGUUUUAGGGAUCAGUUUUGGAAUUUUUAUCUUUGUUAUUGGUAGUGCAGCCAUGGUGUUUGUUGUUUUGCUCAAAAGAAAAAGAAGCAAAAGAAUGGAGGAAGAGGGAGAUAUUGAAGACUGGGAAUUAGAGUAUUGGCCACACCGUAUUAGUUAUGAAGACAUUUAUGCUGCAACUAAAGCAUUUUCAGAACAGAAUAUAAUUGAGUUUGGAGGUAUGCUGAAGGAUGUGGCUAUGGGGGUAUUGUAUUUGCAUGAGAGUUGGAAAGUUAAGGUGUUGCAUAGGGACAUAAAAGCAAGCAAUGUAUUACUUGAGAAGGAUAUGAAUGCAAGGUUGGGGGAUUUUAGACUCGCCCGGAUGCAUCAUCAUGAGCAGAUACCUAACACCUCUCGAGUGAUCAGAACGGUUGGCUACAUGGCACCGGAACUACUAAGAACCGGGAGAGCCUCGAGCAGCGGCCAUGGCUUCCACCUUGCAUUUUCAUAA